Xenopus laevis (African clawed frog) is the source of this 1394-nucleotide messenger RNA. It is a transcript of the gene gbx1.L, whose product is annotated as homeobox protein GBX-1. Lineage: Eukaryota; Metazoa; Chordata; Amphibia; Anura; Pipidae. The transcript is spliced from 2 exons. The coding region runs from base 261 to 1202 and encodes 313 amino acids. The record is from RefSeq and is a predicted model, not a curated record.
AAGAUGGAUGAGCAGUGUCUCCCCCUUCCUCAGCCCCCUCCCAUUACUGUGACAGAGAGAAGCUCUCACGUUCCCUCUCAGUCUGAGACCUCCUGUGCCCAACACACCGAUCCCUGCGCAGCCUUCCCCUAGCCCAGCCAGCACCCUGCACUUGCACCCCUGCAUUUGCACCCCUCCAUUUGAACCUCUGCAUUUGCACCCCUAAAUUUACACCCCUCCAUUUUCACCCUUGCAUUUGCCCUGCUACUACUCAGUGGAGAAUGCAAAGACCCAGUGGGGUGCUCAGCACAUUCACCAUAGACUCUCUGAUUGGCAGCCCUCCUGCCCGACAGGGACAUGUGCUCUAUACUGGGUACCCCAUGUUCAUGCCAUAUCGGCCCCUCGUUCUUCCACAGACAUUACCCCCCACCCCACUACCCUCUCUUGGACCCUUGGCCUCCUUCACUGGGCGCUUGAGCAACACUUUCUGUGCCAGCCUUGGGCAAGGACUCCCUUCCAUGGUGGCCCUGACUACUUCCCUCCCCAACUUUCCAGACACUGCAGAGAGUUUCUAUUCACAGUCCCAGGAGCUGGCGGCCCCAGGAGGGGGUUCCCCAAACUUGGAAGAAAGAGGCAGAGAAGCUGCAGCACAAGGAACCCAGGACCCCAGCUCAGAGGUUGCCAAUUACACGGAGCCUUACACCUGCCUGCCAGGAGAUGAGAAGCUGGACAGCUCCGAUGAGGACAAGGUGGAUGGCCAAGCCUCAGAAGCAGGUUGCAGUGACCAUGAGGAGGAGAGCUCGGGGGAGAGUUGUGAUGAGAGCAUUCCUGAUGGAGUAGGAAGUUCUCCAAGGAUUAGAAACAAGGGGAAGGGCACCAGUCAAGCCUCAAUGGUGGAAGGAGUUGGAACCCCAGGGAAGAGUCGGAGGAGGAGGACGGCAUUCACCAGUGAGCAGCUCCUGGAACUGGAGAAAGAGUUUCACUGCAAGAAAUACCUGUCCCUCACUGAGAGGUCUCAGAUCGCCCACACUCUGAAGCUCAGUGAGGUGCAAGUCAAGAUCUGGUUUCAGAACCGUAGGGCUAAGUGGAAACGUAUUAAAGCUGGAAACGUCAGCAGUCGGGCCGGGGAGCCUAUUCGAAACCCCAAAAUUGUGGUGCCCAUCCCAGUGCAUGUCAACCGCUUUGCUGUCAGGACACAACAAAUGGAUGGCGGGCACCCCUAGAACUACAGAAGGGAAAAGGGAGCCACAGUUGAUGGUUUGGGAGACUUUAGCCAAUUGGGGUUGGCCCAGCUGUACAUACUUUGUAUAUAAAUGGAUUAUAUGGGCCAGGGAGCUGACAAUCACAAAACAGAACAUUACAGACAAAAUCAAUACGUGAAUCCCAGGAAUUUUACAAACCACUAAAUGCACUGA